AAAGCGUAUUUAACCCAAUUUUAAACCUUUUGCUCGCCCGAGUCGCUCGUGUCAGCUGAAAGAUUUUUCCUACCUACUUGUCUGAUAAAUCUCCUCUUUUUUUUUUCAUUUUUUUUUUCUUUCUUGUUUUGCAUAAUUAUCACAAGAGAGUCCUCACAGAUUUUCUAUUUCUUUCAUCUUUCUGUUAGUUGGAGAUUGUUCUUCACCAAAACACAGUUUGCAUUGAAAUUUGUUUAUAGUUUUUGGCAUAAAGGUUAGAUGGAAAUAGUUACUGCAGGGGUUCCAUUAAUGAUACUUGUUAUCUGCUUUAUAAUAAUAACAGGAGGGUUUUGUCCUAACACCGAUGCUCUGUUGAUGAAUUGCUUGGAGUCGGACCAAGAAGCUCUUCUUGACUUCAAGAAUGGCCUUUAUGAUCCUGAAAACCGGCUUUCUUCAUGGAAGGGAAGCAACUGCUGUCAAUGGUGGGGAAUAAGCUGUGAAAGCAAUACAGGAGCUGUUAUUGCAGUUGAUCUCCAUAAUCCAUAUCCACAACGUUUUCAUUCUUCUAGCAGGUACGGAUUCUGGAACGUCAGUGGGGAAAUUAGGCCUUCAUUAACAAAACUCAAGUCCUUGAGGCAUUUGGACUUAAGUUUGAACACAUUUGAUGGCAACAAAAUUCCUGAAUUUUUGGGAUCUUUGAAAAAUUUGCAAUAUUUAAAUCUCUCAAAUGCUGGGUUUAGUGGUGCAAUUCCUCUAACUCUAGGGAACCUCUCUGGCUUGCAGUAUCUUGAUGUUGAGUCUUGGAGUUCAUAUGUUGAUAAUCUUGAGUGGGUGACAGGUCUUGUCUCUUUAGAACAUCUUGUGAUGAAUGGAGUUAAUCUUUCAAUGGUAGGAUCAGACUGGAUUAGGACACUAAACAAACUCCCAUCCUUAACUAAGCUGCACCUAUCGUCUUGUAGCUUAUCUGUUACCAUUCCAACUCCUGCUUUUGUAAACAUAUCUUCACUUGUUUCCCUAGAUCUUAGUUUUAACAAAUUCAAUUCAAAAGUACCUGAUUGGCUUGUCAAUAUCAGCUCCCUCGUUACUUUGGAUUUAAGUAACAAUGGUUUGUUUGGAAGAAUUCCUCUUGGUUUUAGUGAGCUGCCUAAUUUGCAGUUUUUAUAUCUUGCUGGUAAUGAUAACCUCACUGGAAGUUGUCAUCAACUAUUGAGGGGAAGAUGGGAGAAGAUACAUGUCCUUGAUAUUGCAUCCAAUAGUCUACAUGGGAAACUUCCUGCUUCCCUUGGAAACAUGACAUUUCUCACUCGCUUAAAUCUUCCUGGAAAUCAUGUUGAGGGUGAGAUUCCAAGCUCUAUUGGAAAACUUUGCAACCUGAUGCAUUUUGAUAUAUCAAAUAAUAACGUGACUGGUACUUUACCCGAAGUCCUUGAAGGAACAGAUUGUCUCUCUAGGAAACCACUGCCUAGUCUACAGUACUUGGAUUUGUCAAAUAAUCACCUGGUUGGUAAAUUGCCCGAAUGGCUAGGUCAGCUCAAGAAUCUUGUUGAACUUCGUUUGCUCUAUAACUCUCUUCAUGGUCCCAUCCCAGCUUCUUUAGGUUUACUGCAAAAUCUUUCUGUAUUAUGGCUAGGAGGGAAUGAACUAAAUGGAACUCUUCCAGAAAGUUUGGGACAGCUUUCUGAGUUGAUAUUUUUUGAUGUUUCCUCCAAUCAUUUGACUGGUUUAGUUACUGAAAAACAUUUUUUAAAGCAAGGUAAGCUAAAACAUUUACUUCUAUCUUUUAACUCUUUCACCUUGAAUGUCAGUUCCAAUUGGGUUCCCCCAUUCCAAGUCUGGCAUAUUCAAAUGGGUUCAUGCCAUUUGGGUCCUGCAUUUCCUGCUUGGCUAAAGUCACAAAAGGAAGUCACUAAUUUAGAUUUCUCAAAUGCUAGCAUCACCGGUUCCAUGCCCUACUGGUUUUGGGAACGUUCCUCCAACUUAAUAUUGUUGAAUGUUUCCCAUAAUCAAUUAGAAGGUCACCUGUCGAGUCCAUUAAGCUUAGCUUCAUUUGCAGUGGUUGAUUUCAGCUUAAACUUCUUCAGUGGGUCCAUUCCUAUCCCAAGUGACAACAUUAAAUUUCUUGAUCUAUCCAAAAAUAAAUUUUCUGGUACUAUUCCGAAGAACAUGAGUUAUGAUUUUUAUGUCCUCUCUCUUUCUGACAACCAUAUAAAUGGAGAAAUCCCAGUUUCUAUAGCUAAUAAUCGUCAUCUUUUAGUCAUUGAUCUUUCGAGAAACAACUUAACAGGAAGUAUUCCAUCAAGCAUUGGAAAUUGUUCUUUCCUAACAGCAUUAGACCUCAGUAUGAACAAUUUAUUUGGGAAAAUUCCUGAAUCCCUGGGUCGAUUAAAGGAGCUUCAAACCUUGCACCUAAGUGACAACAAGCUCUCUGGAUAUCUCCCAAUAUCUUUCCUGAACUUAUCUAGUUUGGAGACACUGGAUCUUGGAUAUAACAGGAUAAUGGGUAGAAUACCACCGUGGUUUGGGAAAGGCUUCAAAAGUCUAAGAAUUCUUAGCUUAAGGUCUAAUUCAUUUUCAGGAGAACUUCCAUCAGUGCUAUCGAAUUUAAGCUCAUUACAAGUCCUGGACCUGGCAGAGAAUCAGCUGAAUGGCAGUAUUCCUGCUAGCUUUGGAGAUUUCAAAGCCAUGUCACAAGUCCAAAACAGUAACCAUUAUCUAUUUUAUGGGACAUUCGACCAUUAUCUCUUGUACGGGACUAGGGGUGGCUACUACAAAGAAAAUUUUGUUGUAAAUUUGGAAGGACAGUUUAGAACGUACACCAAGACCCUCUCCCUUCUAACCAGCCUAGAUCUCUCAGGAAAUAAUUUGAGUGGAGGUCUUCCUAUUGAGAUAACAAAACUGUUGGGUUUGGUGGUCAUGAACUUGUCUAGAAACCAUAUAAGUGGAUACAUUCCUGAGAGCAUUUCAGAGUUGAAGCAAUUGUCGUCGCUUGAUCUCUCAAGCAAUGAGUUUUCAGGUGUUAUUCCUCGAAGUUUGGGAUUGCUCUCAUUUUUGGGUUUCCUGAAUUUGUCAAAGAAUAACUUAUCUGGAAGGAUCCCUUAUUCAGAUCAUCUGUCAACUUUUGAUGCUCCUUCUUUUGCUGGAAACCUUGGCCUUUGUGGGACUCCACUUGCUGUAAAGUGUCCUGGUGAUGAUGAAGAAGAUUCAGAUAGCGGUUGGACUACUCCCAAGGAUAACAAUAGUGGUGACAGUUUUGUUGAUCAAUGGUUUUAUUUGAGCAUUGGAUUGGGAUUUGCAGCAGGAAUUCUGGUUCCUUAUAUAAUAUUGGCUAUGAGGAAAUGUUUGAGAGAAGCCUAUUUUGGUGCGGUAGAUGUAGUGCUGGAAAGAAUACUAUAUUUAUGGUUGAAACAUAGAACCAUACAGAAGAGGAACAGAGGGCAUCAACAGUGAAGAUAUAUUUUUAUUUUUAUUUUUUUUAAAAUAUAAUUUUACUAGUGAAGAUUGUGGUUCUACUGAUUGAUCUUUUAGCUGUAUUUACUUAUUGAAAUUGCAUGUCAAGGAAUCUAAAUAUGAAUGAAUAAGAUGGAAAGGCAUGGAUGCCUUUAAUUCA
Messenger RNA from Ziziphus jujuba (common jujube), 3586 nucleotides. RefSeq names its product receptor-like protein EIX2. The transcript has a single exon. The record is from RefSeq and is a predicted model, not a curated record. Gene Ontology annotation, molecular function: protein binding. The coding region runs from base 259 to 3426 and encodes 1055 amino acids. NCBI's taxonomy places the organism in Eukaryota, Viridiplantae, Streptophyta, Magnoliopsida, Rosales, Rhamnaceae.